AAGAAGAAGAAGAAGAAGAAGAAAAUAAUUCAGAAUUCUGAACUGUUUCUGACAACAUCCUAAGAUGGAGGAAGGCUAUUUGUCUGAACGUGGAGCUCGUGGCCUGUAAACAAAAAGUUAGAUAAGUAUAUUUGUGAUUAAUUUGCUUCGGCUCUUGCCAGAAACACCCCUACAGAGUCUAUAGGGCGAGGACGGGGGCGGGAUAACAGGACAGAAGGCUGUAUUUAAGGCUGUGCGCUGACGCCUUCUUCUGUAACGUUAGUGUAGUUAGCUAGUAAGGUAACGUAAGAUAACGCUAUCUUUUGAUUAUUAGCCAUUUAAUUUGAAAAUGGCCACAGACGAACUUUCGUCCAAGCUCAGUCGUCGGCUCCAGAUCGAAGAAGGAGCGGAGGAUCCUGUUGCUGUGGACGUCAGCGGGUACCAGAACGGGUCGGAAGACAAACCGAGUACGGCCAACGCAGACUCUGAGCUCGGCGCUAAGCUGAUUCGGAGAGAAGAGCUGAACGAGGGGCAGGGUGAGCACUGCCAGCCUAGCAUGAAGGUCUUCAACCCAUACACCGAGUUCAAAGAGUUCUCCCGAAACCAGAUCAAAGACAUGGAAAGGAUGUUCAAAACGUAUGAUGCUGGGAAAGACAACUACAUUGACCUGAUGGAGCUGAAGCUGAUGAUGGAGAAGCUCGGAGCUCCACAGACCCACAUCGGCUUGAAGAACAUGAUCAAAGAGGUGGAUGAGGACCUGGACAACAAGCUUAGCUUCAGAGAGUUCCUGCUCAUCUUCAAAAAGGCAGCAGCAGGAGAGCUGGCAGAGGACAGCGGCCUCAGUGUCCUCGCUCGCCUCUCUGAAAUCGACGUUUCCACAGAGGGGGUCAAGGGAGCCAAGACUUUCUUUGAAGCCAAAGUCCAGGCCAUCAAUGAGUCCAACCGUUUUGAGGCGGAAAUCCGCCAGGAGCAGGAGGUCAAGAAGAAGCAGGCCGAGGACCAGAAACAGAGACGCGCUGCUUUCAAAGAACUGCAGUCAGCCUUCAAGUGACCGCCUCCAUCUCCUCUCAGGACCUGUCGCUUUCUGUGCUGCACUAAUGCUGUCAGUUUGUCAAUGUGUGUGUUUGAAUGCUCCAUGUAUGUCAGUGGUAGUCCCGAGUCAAACACAGGCUCAAGGUGCCCGACAUGCUGGUCACUAUUCCAAGAUAUAUUUUGUACAUUAUAGUAAAUUGGCACUCCUUAUUAGGGCUGGGUUUAAAAGAUUUUCCAAUUCAGCGUGAGAAAAUUCACGAGAUUGAUCUUUUAAGAGGCUCCGUUUUAAAAGUAGACUGAAAACAUUGGUAUCAAAUGAAACUAGACAAUCUAAGGAAUCCUCCAAAGUUAGGUGAGAUUUUGGCAAGGACAAAAAACUGGUAUUUUUUUUUCUUUUUAGUUCUGUAGCUCAGUAACACUCUCAAACAUCAAAAAUACAAGUUCAAUACAGGUUUAGUGGAACUAUAGCAGGAUUACCAAUAGAGCAGUCUAUGCUGAGCUAAAUUAAUGAAUGAUUCUUACAAUAUUUGUCAUCCACCACGGUGUCUCUGACAGCUGCUUUUUACCCAAAUCAACUCUGUGGCUCUCUGGAUCACCACAGUGGGGGUUCAGCUCCAGCAAAAAAAAAUGGUAGAAAUGAUUGUCAGUGUCAUAACUUUCCAGAGUAGUGAAAUCCUGCCUCAUAGUAAUAUUAAGUAAUAUAAAUUUCUAUGCAGUGUUUUGGUGUCAAACUCAUGGAUUUGUCACUCUAGUCGGCCUACAUAAAUGUCUAACCUGUACCUGACACAAAAUGCGCACAGCCAUUUGCUGUGUGUUGUGUCUUUUCUAUAAACUGUGGCCAAAAUAAUCAAAUUAAGACUAGUGAUAAAUGCACUUUUUCCACUGUCUUGGCUACUCUGUAUGUCAGCUUGUCUAAGAUAUAUUUGACCACUCAUUCUAGAACUCAUUAAAUCCACCGUGACACAAGUUAGUGUUUAAUGAUGAACAAAUAGCUGAGCUCUUUGUUUUUAUUGUCGGCUCUGUAUUUUUCUACAAUGGGUUUGGGUGGGUAUUGACUAGAUUUUGGUAUGUGGUUUGGGAUGGUUGUGGUGGUGGUUAUUCUUCAGCACCAUGUUUUGUAUGGGCCCUCUUAAGCACAGCUUUAAAAUAUAUAUUUUUUAAAUGUGGGUCUUCUUUUUCUAGUUUUAGCCAUUGUUCCUAUCCUAUCGGCUCUUUUACCAUUUUAUUACUAUUAUAUUAUUAAAUCCAUGUUUAUUUCAUUGUUUCACCACUAGCUGCUUUUUCAAAAACUCAAGUACAAACGAAUGAACAAGUACAAAUACCCACAAGUCACAAACACAUAUGUUUGAAUUGAUUGUAAUGCAACCAAUAUAUUCUUAUCAUAAACUAGGUUAAAGGGACGUUUCUUUAUUCAUUUCCUUCGUAUGUGUGUAUGUGUCUGUUGACUUCACAUUUGUUGUCAUGGUAAUGUUACUGCAAGGCAGGUGCAUUUUUAAAAGGGAGCAAACAGCCUCACCUUUAUCCACAAUUAUUCCAUCUCUGAUGUUAAAUCCCAAAUGCUUUCUCACAUUACUACUCAGAUGGUUUGGUGUCAUGAUUACUUGUUCACUGUGGCUCGCUAGCUUCCUCCAUUUUUGUAAUAAAGGGAACAACAAAUAGUCUCAGUUACUGACAGGGCAUGCAGUAGGUCAGUAACCAGAGUGCAUUUAAUGAAUGUCUUGCAGUAACAUCACUGAUUUAAAAAAAAGAUUCUUUACACAUUACAGUGUUAAUUAGCGUCGGUUUGAUUGUAACUCUACCUGAAUUAGCUACUUAUUAGCUGUAGAGAUAAAUGGUCUCUUUCACAUAUGCAUUUAUUUCAUGGAUUAUUUCUGAACAAAAGUGGACUAGCAGGGGAACACUGGGCAACUGAAGUAAUGCAAACUUUUACAUCUGUGAUGUAUUACAGUGAAGCACUUUGUAGGUCAUGUAUCUGAAAAAUAUUCUUAUGGAUGAUGUAAUUCAACUAUAUGCCCUUGUCCUGCAUAUAUUUAAAGCAUUCAUCAAACGUGUCAAACACACCUGCCAAAUUUCACACUUUUGUGUGAUCUUCAGGAUCACUUUAAAUAAACUAAAUUUAAUAUCUUUAAUUUCGGUGUCAUGGCACAGUGCAAUUUAAAUUAGUUUUAGGGCAGAUUUGUUAUCAAUGAAUGUUUGCUUUGGAGCCAUUUUGUAGAAACAUUUGGUUAGUACUGUGUAAAACAAUAUGCAAGCUCCCAUAGUGUUGAUAGUGUUAUGGUGCUGUUUGUUGAUGCAUGCCAGCACUUCACAGCACAUUGUGACUGAAAUGUUCUUCAUGAAUGCUUUCCCAUGAAUGUUCAAACUAAUAUUUUAUCACAGUAUGAAAAUACUCCACCAUUUUUAGGAUGCAGGGUUUCUUUGAAAUUUCGUCAAAAUUCAUGGUGUUGAUAGUUGAAUUCACAGUUGGGUUUUGCAACUUCGUUAGUGAGCUAGGAGGAACUUUGGGGAUUUCAGGGUUCAAACAUGUCUUGUGUAAAGGGUGGUCAGUGAGUAGUUGUGAUUUUUGUCAGAUGUAUCAUGUUUUUCCAUGUGAAAUGAAUAACUGUUGUUGCCUGCUGUAACAAAACACUGGUAGCUGUAAUAUUUGGAUUUUUGUGUUGAUUUUUGUGCUACUGAUUUUUUUCCAAAAUUCCCUCAAUAUUCAAAAGAAGCCCCAUUUCUUUUGGAAAAUCAAAAACAAAAACAAAUGAUGAAGUCUCCUUGGUGGUUCUCCAUUGAUUGUGUCCAGGAUUAUGCCAACACUGUAUUAUGUAAUGGAGGGGUAACAGGAAACAAGUUUCAUUUAUUUUAAAAUUUAUUUUAGUCAUUCCAUUAAAUAUGACCUAUAUACUGAUAAAGACUUUCAUGAAUACCUCAACUGAA
Sander lucioperca (pikeperch) is the source of this 3933-nucleotide messenger RNA. RefSeq names its product EF-hand domain family, member D2 (gene efhd2). The record is from RefSeq and is a predicted model, not a curated record. Gene Ontology annotation, molecular function: calcium ion binding. Bases 329 to 1030 code for a protein of 233 amino acids. The transcript is spliced from 4 exons. NCBI's taxonomy places the organism in Eukaryota, Metazoa, Chordata, Actinopteri, Perciformes, Percidae.